UUAUUGUUCACAUUGAAGUCCCGUGACUGUGUGUGCAACACAUUCGAGUCCAAAUCAGUGGAAUUGAUUAUAAUUGGAAAUUGAUGGGGGAACGUCAAUCCGAGUGAAUUUCAUUGGGAGCAUUUAAAUUGCCGACAAAUGUUACGUGGUCUUCUGUGAAGACCAAACACACAAGACAAAAAAACCGAGAGACUCCCCACCAUCGCUGAUGAUAGAGAAACAAUUCAAUGAUUAUUUGCUUGUGAGAAACACACCGGCAGUCCGUGUUGUUAAAAUCGAUCUGUGAAAAUUAACAACUCCAAACAUUCGCCUUAAGAACGCGCGGCGAGAUAGAAUCUCUUCACAUGGAAACACGCUGAUUUCACUUGUAACAAUCUCGUGAAGAAGAAAAAUAAACGGUGCUCUGGUGCUUCAAAUUGCAUUCUAUUAGAUGAACCAGAAAGGAAAAACUCUGCGAAUUUACACGAGAAUUCUUGUCUUCCACAACAACAACACCAACAUCCAAAAUCAACCGAAUUCAGAUGUCACGACACUUCGACUGAGGAAAAUUCAGCUUCGCACGCACAUCUGAAUUCUCAAUUAGCAUCCAACGAAGAAAUUUUCAUGAACCAAUUGACACCUCACGGGGUGCAAAGGUCAUUCAUGAAAGCGAACAGGUAUCAGUGUCGCAUUGUCAAGAAAUGCUUCUUCGUGUUCGCCACCAUUUCCCUCCUGCCGCUCGGGGUGGUUUACCUCGUGUCGACGGAUCAAGUGUACACCAAGCUGAAGUCAUACGAUUAUGACAAUGAAACACAAUAUCCGGCACUCACUCUGGAGCACGGACCGAAGAGCAUGUCAGCGAACGAGAUGGAGAAGCUGGAGGCGCGAAUGCAGAAGAGGGUGGAACGCGUGGCUGAGGUGUGCUCCAAAUACGGAUUAGACAAAAGAGGAAACGAUUCGCUUCAUCGGCCAAAUUCAUGGGAGUUCCUUAUAAAUAAACAACAUCGGCUUAUAUGGUGCAACGUAUUCAAGGCCGCCUCCACAUCGUGGAUGUACAAUUUCAACCUGAUGGCCGGAUAUUCGCCGCAAUUCCUCAAGAAGUCCAAGGAAGUUCCCCUGGUUUUGGCGCGGAAAAAGUACAAACGUCCAUCGGAAAGUGAGCUUAUUUCGUCACUCAAUGACUCCGUGUCAUUCCUAAUCGUUCGCCACCCCUUCGAGCGCCUCCUGAGUGCAUAUCGGGACAAACUGCAGAACGCCCUACCAAAUUCAUUCCACAGCAAAUUAGGGACAACUAUCAUUCUAAAAUACAGGAAAAACAAAUUUUCACGUGUACCGCGAUGGCCUACAUUCCCAGAAUUCGUGGACUACCUAAUCGACACCUUUCACAGUCAUCGUGAAUUGGACAUGCACUGGACGCCCGUCACGAACUUCUGCACCCCAUGCCAAGUGCGCUUCAGCGUUAUCGCUAAAUUUGAGACACUGGAGGAGGAUCAGCGGUAUCUCAUCGAAAAGGCCAACAUUGGUCACAUUGUAUCGCCUCAGUGGAAGAAUUCGGGGAAAGGCAGCAAGAAAACUGUCGCCCUGCUCGAGGAUUUCUACAACGAACUAUCGGACAAGCAAGUGAGGGAAUUGUAUCGGCUCUUCAUGUACGAUUUCGAGCUGUUCGGCUACAGCAUCAGAGACUUCUAUCGCAAUACGACGGACAAGCCAUCAGUUCCCACCACUUCGGUCAAGUCUGAGACAACACUGAGGCCACAUUCCUCCGACUGAGUGCCCGCACAUCCACCCUCAACUGUGAUGGACGAGAGAAGGACAAUAGAGGCGUUGUCUGUGAAAGGAUUCAAUUGAUCUCAUCAGAUGAAGCAUCAGAGUUUAAGUAGAGGACUUUUAGGUCAACUAUUAACUUAGUAAGCAUACUUUGAAAUACCACAAAAGGCCUAGUCAACACACAAAACAGUCUAACUGCAAAAAGAGAGAGAGAGAAUAAUUAUAUAGAGUAGAAUUGUAGCCAGAAAAAAAGUGAGACGUUGAAUUUUUCCUCAGAGUUUUGUUCACCUUCACAAAGUGCGGCAAACAAGUCAAUAUUUUCGCCCCUUUUCACAUGUUACUUUCAACAUUACUAUUGCUGGUCUUAAUUUUUGCCCAAAACAAUCAACACGACAUUGUUUCCCAUGUUUUUUUUCCUCCCCAUUUGAAAGCUUUAUGUUAGAGGUCGUUGCAACUUUAUUUUCAUAAUAUUUUAAAUAAAAUGUCAAAUAUAUGAAUUCGUAAAAACUACCUUGCAAGAUUGCAAUUCAUAACAUUUACGAAAGUAGGGAAUUUAUCUUCUAAGAAGGCCAGACAGGCCGAAAAAUACACGUGAAAAUCAAGAAAAUUGAUAAUAAUGACGUUUUCAGAUUGAUUUGUACAAAUUUAUUUGAUUUAUCUUGUCAUUUGUGCACAUUUCAAUGCACUAAAUUGAGGUUAUGUGUUUCCGAUCAUCCUUCGACCUUUUCCGAUGAAACUGAUUGACUUUUCAAAGCAUUUUCAAGUAUAUUAAAUAAAUAUGUUUUGUUUCUCUUUAUUUCUCACGCGUUUUCUUCAAAUUCUUCGCGUUUAACAGCUGAAAUUCAUAUUAAAUAAACUCCCAAUUUUGCCUUGCAACGCCUUCUCGUUCGUAUUUCAUUCGUACUUUACACUAGCAAAAAAAAGCAUAAAGUUGCAACCCAAAAAUCGUAGCUUUUACGAACUGAAAUACGAAAUAUGUAAAGUUGCAACGACGCGUUAGUAUAUAUUUUAGGCAUUUUAGGUGUGUUUCUGAUUAGAUUACAAUCUGUAUUAUUUGCUAACUCAGAAUUCAGCUUAGAUAGAAGCAGUAAAUGAAGAAUUCAGAGAAAUUGACCAACAAAUUGAAGCGUUAAAGUUUGAAGCGUAAAGUUAGAAAAAACAUUGCAAUUUGAAACAAUUAGUAGAAUUAAAAGGCAGAAAGUGAUAGUGUAUCUUAAAUACACCUAAAAAAUUAAAUCGAGGAAGGGAAGAAUUGUAGACAUUUUUGGAUUAUUCAUCGAGUUUAACCACAGCGUUUGAAUAAUUAGGAAUAAUAGACGAAUAGUGCGUGAGAAUGAAUUGUAUGAGCUUUGAAUUCCUAUGAAAUAAAAGUGAGUGAGAAUUUA
Phlebotomus argentipes is the source of this 3131-nucleotide messenger RNA. RefSeq names its product carbohydrate sulfotransferase 11. Gene Ontology annotation, molecular function: sulfotransferase activity. Bases 604 to 1749 code for a protein of 381 amino acids. NCBI's taxonomy places the organism in Eukaryota, Metazoa, Arthropoda, Insecta, Diptera, Psychodidae. The record is from RefSeq and is a predicted model, not a curated record. Gene Ontology annotation, biological process: carbohydrate biosynthetic process. Gene Ontology annotation, cellular component: membrane. The transcript has 7 exons.